CCCGCCCCCGUUGCCAUGGCGGCCCCGCCCCGCGCGUCACGUGACGCGCGGCGGCUCCGGGCCGCGCCGCCGCCGCCACCACCGCCGCCCCUCUCGGUCCUCCCGGCGAUGCCUGUGGCUCGUGGCUCCGGUGCUCCGCUGGCAUCUCCGGCUCCUGCUGUCCCCCAUGGGCUCGCCAGGAUGGCAGCGUGCGGCGGGGCCACUAAGAACAAGGUCACGGUCUCCAAGCACGUCUGGGACUUCUUGACCAAGGAGAGCCCGGCCAAGCUGGCGCGGCUGAAGGAGGAGACCAAGGUCAGCAUCAUGGUGGAUGGGGAGACCUCCGACAUCUACGUCCUGCAGCUCUGCGUGCCCCCCCCGGGGCCCCCGGGUGGGCUCUGCCCGGCCCGCAAAGCCCUCAAGGCCUUGCUGAAGGAGACGGAGAAGGAGCUCAAGAAGAAGAACCCCUCGAGCCGCCAUGGGGAGCUGGUUGGAUGCGUCACCGUCCUGGAGCCUGGCGGUGCCGCCCUGGGGGGCCGGGGCCCAUCCACAGCCCCCUCAUCCUCGGGGGGGCCGUCGGCAGCCGGGUGCUCGCGGGAGGAGGAGCCCGAGCGCCAGUGCCCCAUCUGCCUGGGGGAGAUCCAGAAGAUGAAGACGCUGGAGAAGUGCCGGCACUCCUUCUGCGAGGCGUGCAUCACGCGGGCGCUGCAGGUCAAGACCGCCUGCCCCAUGUGCGGGCGCUUCUACGGGACCCUGGUGGGCAACCAGCCCCCCAACGGCCGCAUGCUGGUGACGCGCGACGCCGGGCUCCUGCUGCCCGGCUACGAGAGCUUCGGCACCAUCAUCAUCCAGUACGUCUUCCCGCCCGGCGUGCAGGGGGAGGAGCACCCCAACCCUGGCGUGCGCUACCCGGGCACCACGCGUGUGGCGUACCUGCCUGACUGCCCCGAGGGCAACAAGGUGCUGGGGCUGUUCCGCAAGGCCUUCGCCCAGCGCCUCACCUUCACCGUGGGCACCUCCAUGACCACGGGCAGGGCCAACGUCAUCACCUGGAAUGACAUCCACCACAAGACCAGCUGCACCGGCGGGCCCCAGCUGUUCGGAUACCCUGACCCCACGUACCUGGCACGGGUGCAGGAGGAGCUGCGGGCAAAAGGCAUCACCGAGGACUGAGCGGGGGGGGGGCACUGGGACUCCCCCCCCGGAAGACGGGGACA
Molecule: messenger RNA, 1196 nt
Organism: Neopsephotus bourkii (Bourke's parrot)
Lineage: Eukaryota; Metazoa; Chordata; Aves; Psittaciformes; Psittacidae
Gene: DTX3
Product: deltex E3 ubiquitin ligase 3
Exons: 5
Coding region: 16-1152 (378 amino acids)
Biological process (GO): protein ubiquitination; Notch signaling pathway
Source: RefSeq, a predicted model, not a curated record